GAAAUCCGGUGCCACGUGCUGCCAGCAGUGCUGCGGGGCUCCUACGUGUGCUCAGCCGGCGUGCAGAUGGAUUCCCGCUGCGACUACACCUGCCUGCCUGGCUACCAGCUGGAGGGCGACCGCAGCCGCAUCUGCAUGGAGGACGGGCACUGGAGCGGGAGCGAGCCACUCUGUCCCCGCGUGAAGGACGCUGCGGACGGCGUUAUCAAGAGGGUGACACUGCGGGGCCCAGAGCCCGGCUCUGAAUUCCCCGAAGGAGAACACAUCAUCCGCUACACCGCCCAUGACCAGGCGUACAACCGAGCCAGCUGCAAGUUCAGCGUCCGUGUCCAAGCCAUGCAGAUCAACACGGCUGUGAACUCAGCCGCCAGCCUGCUGGACCAGUUCCACGAGAAACGCCGCCUCCUCGUCAUCUCAGCUCCCGACCCCUCUAACCGCUACUACAAGAUGCAGAUCUCCAUGCUGCAGCAAGCCACCUGUGGGCUGGACCUGCGUCAUGUCACCACUGUGGAGCUGGUGGGACAGCCCCCACACGAGGUGGGACGGAUCCGGGAGCACCAGCUGUCCCUUGGCAUCAUCGAGGAGCUCAGGCAGUUCCUGCACCUCACCCGUUCCCACUUCAACGCGGUGCUGCUGGACAAGGCGGGCACCGACCGUGAGCGCUACAUCACCCCUGUCAGCCCCGACGAGCUCUUCGUCUUCAUCGACACGUACCUGCUGAGCGAGAGGGAGGCAGCACGGCGGGCACAGA
Messenger RNA from Pterocles gutturalis (yellow-throated sandgrouse), 751 nucleotides. RefSeq names its product sushi repeat-containing protein SRPX2-like. The annotation marks the transcript as partial. NCBI's taxonomy places the organism in Eukaryota, Metazoa, Chordata, Aves, Pterocliformes, Pteroclidae. The transcript has 6 exons. The record is from RefSeq and is a predicted model, not a curated record.